Messenger RNA from Debaryomyces hansenii CBS767, 921 nucleotides. It is a transcript of the gene BGL2, whose product is annotated as glucan 1,3-beta-glucosidase. The record is from RefSeq and is a predicted model, not a curated record. The transcript has 2 exons. Gene Ontology annotation, biological process: cell wall organization; carbohydrate metabolic process. Gene Ontology annotation, molecular function: 1,3-beta-glucanosyltransferase activity; glucan endo-1,3-beta-D-glucosidase activity. Bases 1 to 921 code for a protein of 306 amino acids. Gene Ontology annotation, cellular component: cell surface; extracellular region; fungal-type cell wall. Lineage: Eukaryota; Fungi; Ascomycota; Pichiomycetes; Serinales; Debaryomycetaceae.
AUGCAAUUAAAAUAUUUGACUGUUCUUGCUGCAGCUGUUUCAUCAGUUUCUGCUAUUGGAGAUCUUGCUUUCAAUAUUGGUGUUAAGGAUAACUCCGGUAACUGUAAAUCGAUAGAAGAAUACGAAAGUGACUUCUCUGUUUUAGAAUCACAAUCCAAGAUUGUUAAGGCAUACGCUGUUUCUGACUGUAACACUUUACAAAACUUGGGACCAGCCGCUGAGGAAGCCGGAUUCCAAGUGAUGUUCGGUAUCUGGCCAAAUGAUGACGCUCACUUCGAGGAAGAAAAACAGGCAUUGAAAGAUUACUUGCCAAACAUUUCUGUUGAUACCGUCAAGGUUUUCACAGUUGGAUCCGAAGCUUUGUAUAGAGAAGAUUUGACUGCCGACGAAUUGGCCGAAAAGAUCAACGAUAUCAAGGACACCUUGAAGGACAUCAAGGACAAGAACGGUAAGUCUUACUCUUCAGUUCAAGUUGGUACUGUUGACUCGUGGAACGUUUUAGUCGAUGGUGGUUCCAAGCCAGCUAUUGAUGCUGCUGACUUUGUUUUCGCCAACGCUUUCUCGUACUGGCAAGGACAAACCAGUAAGAACGCCUCUUACUCGUUCUUCGAUGACAUCAUGCAAGCCUUGCAAACCAUCCAAGCCGCUAAGGGUACCGACAUUGAUUUCUGGGUUGGUGAAACUGGAUGGCCAACUGAGGGUACCAACUUCGAAUCUGCUGACCCAACUCUUGAAAACGCUAAGAACUACUGGCAAAACGCUAUCUGUGCUAUCAGAGGAUGGGGUGUUAACGUUGCUGUCUUCGAAGCUUUUGAUGAAGAAUGGAAGCCAAACACUUCUGGUACUUCUGACGUUGAAAAGCACUGGGGUGUCUUUGAUGAGAACAACAAGCCAAAGUUUGACUUGAGUUGUGACUUCUAA